AUGAUUUCAUACAGACUAUCCAAGAAUGGAAUAGGAGUACUGAAUGUCACAAAAGUUGCUGAUCAAUACACAUUUGGUUUUCCUUGUAAAGAUUCUGAUUUAGAUUGUUCUCCUUAUACAGUUGAUCUCAACCCAGGAUCAUAUCGAAUUGAAUCAUGGGGUUCGGUUGGAGUUCAUCAAGAGCCGAGUGAAAAUGCACUUCUAAGAGGUGGAACUCCAGGAUUGGGCGGAUAUACCUCUGGAGUUUUAAAUUUGAAUAAACAGUAG
Messenger RNA from Trichomonas vaginalis G3, 267 nucleotides. Its product is annotated as ubiquitin protein ligase protein. Bases 1 to 267 code for a protein of 88 amino acids. The transcript has a single exon. NCBI's taxonomy places the organism in Eukaryota, Parabasalia, Trichomonadida, Trichomonadidae. The record is from RefSeq and is a predicted model, not a curated record.